Molecule: messenger RNA, 3483 nt
Organism: Sphaeroforma arctica JP610
Lineage: Eukaryota; Ichthyosporea; Ichthyophonida
Exons: 2
Coding region: 90-3206 (1038 amino acids)
Molecular function (GO): hydrolase activity
Source: RefSeq, a predicted model, not a curated record
AUUUGAUCAUUUUGUAUUAGCUGCAGAGAUGCAGUUGCCCUGUAGCGAUUAACGAAGCUUGGUUGAUACUUGGCGUAUCUUUAUACAACAUGGAGUCAUCCCUGGCCAUCAAUGAAGACAAUGACAAGCAGUCGUCUAUCGCUAUCAAUGAGAAGAAGAGUGAACCUGAAAACGGAUACGAUCUGUACGAGGAGACUGAGGAUGAUUCUAGUAAAGAGAAGCCAGGCUUUUUCUACAAUGGGCGUGCAUGCUGGGGUGGGUUACCCAAGUGGUUGUUCAUAAUGUUGAUAAUUGUGGCAGUUAUCGGUAUAAUACUUGCAAUAGCCAUACCCGUUGGUUUGUAUGUGGUGGGGCCAGAGGUGACGCAGUCUGGUGUGGAGGACAGCACCAUGACGGCCCAGAAUGUACGCAUCACUGGGUGGGGCUCAGAGCUAGACUCCUUGGAGAGUGAGAUGAGAGCUGAUUAUGGUGCUAUGUUCGGAGCUCUUUGCAAUGAGACGUCCUGGGCCACUGACACGGAUACAUGGAUGAACAAGACUUUGAGCGAUAUGUUCAAGUGUAAUAGCAUGCUGGGACUGGUCCCCACUUUGAUGCCCAUGGCUAUUCUCGAGGUGCCUAUAUCGGAACUCACUAACAAGUGGUUUGGAAUUUCAGAAUGCUCGCGAUUUGCACCCAAACACCUGACUAUCACGCAGGACGUGUACAUCGCUGGACUACCUAGCGUUACGAAUGGCCAGAUAUUGCCUACAACCUUAGACAUUGCAUACGAUGGAAAAGUGUUUGGACGUCUGGCCCUACCGGUUAUGAACCUAGAAACGAAGCUGGAGGAUGGCACGCGUGUGGUGAAAGAUGUUGAGUGUGGACUGCAAGUCACAGAUAGACAUGUGUUUCUGGCGGCUAAUAUGAAUCUGUUCCCGUUGGUCCCGCUUGUCAGUGGUCAGACCACGUGGACGCAACAGGGGGUGCUGGUGACCGAGAUGGAUAUGCUCGGCACUACAGUGGUGUACAAAGCGCUGGUAGACAAUCCCACUAUCAUCAAAGAUGUCUCCUACCACGCCGGACCCUUCGCAACGAAACAUCAUGAUCUGUGGGACAUCAGCAUUGAUGAUCCGCAUGAGAUGAUCAUGUGCGUAGUCGGUGGUAUGCUGCCUGGGCUGGUUAGUAGUAUUGCUGCCCCUGUGCCUUCAGGUGCCGAGCCGACUGAGGCUUCCAGUGCCGGUGGUCUUGGCGCAGCAAGAAAACGUAGAGAUGGAGGAGACGGCCCACAAUACUGGAUACCCAACUACUACCAAGACGCUCGAAAGGAUGCAGGUACAGGUCACAGUAAGGGAGCUGCAAGCUCGCGAAGUGAUCUUCCGACGAAUGUGACUUGUCCGGGCGAUGAGAAUCCGCAGGGUAUUCUUUCUAAUCUGAUGAAGAUGUUUGGAAUGGUUGACGAUCAGGAAACACACGUGAAUCCUGCAGCUGAAUUCACACCCACACCCACGCCCAUACCGGCGUUGGAUUAUUUUGUGCAGUGCAAUAUGACUAAGGCCGGCGACUGUGGGUUCGAUACGAUGGAGGCAAAUCCUGAUGGAAAGCUAGGAUAUUUCGUAUACCCGAAUGCGGUGUACGGGAAGCACACACGAUGUGGAAAGAAGCUUAAGGAUGGCAUUGAGGCGCCCUACGGAUUCACGGUGCAACCUGGGACUAUUAACAGGCAAAAAGUGUUAUACUAUUUCCAAGGUGGCGGUGCGUGCUGGGAAAGUGUAUUGCAGGAUUUGCCUGUCGUGGGCUCGUUACUGGGUACCCAGGCUCUAAAUGUUUUUCUUUGUUCAAUUGAAGCAAACCCUCAUAAUGGCGGUGUUUUCAGUGACCACAACACGAACGAGCUUAAUCCGUACUACGGAUGGACCAUCAUUCAGAUAUCAUACUGUACCGGUGACGUACAUGGAGGCGAUGCGCACGACGAUGACGUAAAAGUGGCAAUCAUGGACCUCAACACGCAUUUCUUCAGAUCGGGGUACAACAACACCAUGUCCACGAAUGCAUGGAUUGACGAGAAUAUCGAGUCCACGGCUCUUGCGCCCGAGAAGUUCGGUCUGGGCGGUUGCAGUGCUGGUGCUCUUGGCACACAAAUCUGGGAACCGUACCUGACAAAGAAAUACGGCUUGAGCAGUGCCAACAGUCACAUCUUCGUCGAGAGUUACCUGGGAAUCUUCCCCGAGCAAGAGGCGGACGCUGUACAGAGCAAAUUCGAAUUCAAAGUUAGCAUGGUGCAGGAGGCUGACACGGGUAAUGUGAAGUGCUACAAUCAUACGACCAAGGCCAACGUGACAUCCAACCCCACCACAUACGUGGGUGAAGUAAUCCAGGAUGACUGGGGCAUGUGUGAGUUGGAGAUUAUGGACUUUGAGGAUGGUGAUGGUUUCAAACAGGCCUGCGAUGAUAAGACCAUAGGCGUCGAGGACUGGCUACUCUCCAAUGUAAAGAAAACCAAACUGAGACGUGCAUAUGUCAACUCAAAGGCCGAUUUAGUCCAGCGUAUGUUUGCCGCUGUGAUCUACGCACUGGGAGGUGCUGGUACGAAAGGCGCCAAAACCGAGCCGCACGGUUCAUAUGUUUCCUCAAUGCAAGACCUGAAUAUGCCUUUUGGCGGCCACAGACUGGAACAGGUGAACGGCACUGAUUUUUGUACCUCCGUGAGUAUGGCUGAUGGUAUGUGCUCCGAGAUGGCAUCUUGCUUCGACCUUAACGUUACCGAGUCUACCGCAAAGGAGACUCCAGUGUACUGGGAAGACUUUGCGCUCAACGGGUACUCCACUUUCCUGGGCAAGGAAGUGCCCAUGAUUCUGAUUGGAAUGCUGCAGAAAAUUGGACCACUUGGUUCGUUUGAGCCCAUUGUCCGCGAUAUCGGUGUCGAUCUGCUCAACGGAUUGUCGUACUGGAUGAUGGGUGACGGGUUCACCGGAGAAGGUAACUACUGGAACCGUGCUAGUAAGGUUCUGACAGAUUAUCGUUCGGCGCUUGGUAAGGAUGCCUCUUGGUUCGUAACCUCCGAUCAGCAGCAUUGCUACCUGCCUUACCCACAAUUCUACGAAUGGAACGUGGAAGGCAAAUACUUGCACGAGUACCUCAAAGAGUUUGUUAGCAGUGAUAGUGCUCCUGAGCCAGUGUGUGCGAAUGAGGGAUGUUCGCUUCCAUGUCCAAUCGAUCCAUUGGCGUAAGGUGAUAGGUUCUUGGUAAUCAAAAUAUAUAAUAGUAGGUAAAGCGACCUUAUAAGCGUAUCAAAGCGUGUAUGAGUCGAAAUUUUGAGCACGUAGCUCAAAUCCGUAGCGCACCAACAUUCAAUACAUAAUCGUGUGUGUCAGGUCGUCUGCAUCUUCUCGGGAUGUAGGAUGGCCACAAUAGAAAUUAAAUAGUAUAUGAGCAUUUUACAUGCAUAGUGUAUUAAGCCGUUUGUAUCUCCUCCGGAAGUAGCACGGCCACGUACCAAUAAACCGA